AUGGCGACCCCCACCGCCUCAUCACUGCGGCAGCGCAGCACCAAGACCGACGCCGAUAUUGCCAAUGGCGUGACGGACUCUUCAAAGAUCGCGUCGGGCGCGAGCCGGGCGCUGAUGAAGCCCGGAGGGAUCCCUACCGAGCAUGGGCAAGAGAUGGAUAAGCUCCUGGAUACGCACGAGGAGUAUGAGUUUGGGGGACCGGUGGGCGUUGUGGCUAUGAUGCUUGGGUUUCCGCCUUUGAUGUACUACUUCUUCAUCUGCCUGUGGUACUACGAGGGAAAGCUCGUCCACCCUACCUCGCUCAAUGACUUUGGACCUUUCCUCCAGCGAAUGUGGGCACACGGAGUCGACGGCGCCUACCCUACUGCCUUCGCUUUCAAGACCUACCUCGGUCUCGGUGCGGUCCAGCUCUUCUUCGCCGCCGUCCUCCCCGGUGUGCAGCAAAACGGCCUUCCCGUCCCGUCCCUCGGCUACGAUGUCCUGCCCUACAAGUGCAACGCCCUCGCUUCGUGGUACACCACCCUCAUCCUCGCCGGCUCCCUGCACUACACCGGUAUCUUCCGCCUCCCCUGGAUCGUCGAGAACUUUGGCAGCCUCAUGACGGUCGCCAUCCUCACAUCCUUCAUUGUCACUUUCGUCAUCUACUUUGCGUCCGUCUUCUUCCACUAUGGCGGCAAACCCCUCCGCAUGUCCGGCAGCUUCGUCUAUGACCUGUUCAUGGGCGCUGCGCUCAAUCCCCGCCUGGGCCCGGUGGACCUCAAGAUGUUUGCGGAGGUCAGGGUACCGUGGGUGCUGCUGUUCCUGACGGCGCUGAGUGGGACGGUGAAGCAGUAUGAGGAGCUGGGCAGGGUGACGGGGAAUAUGGGGCACUACCUCUUGGCGAUUGGGCUGUAUAUGAACGCCUGCGCCAAGGGGGAGCACCUCAUCCCGCAGACAUGGGACAUGUUCCACGAGAAGUUUGGAUGGCUCUUGAUCUUUUGGAACAUGGCCGGCGUUCCCUUCACCUACUGCUACCCCGUCAUCUAUAUGACUCGGAACGCACCCUCGAAAUACGAAUACCCCCUCCUCGGCCAGAUCGCCAUGUACGCCACCCUCCUCACAUGCUACUACGUCUUCGACUGCGCCAUGUGCCAAAAGUCCGCCUUCAAGCUCCAACAGCAAGGCGACUACAAGCCCCGGAACGCAUUCCCCGUCCUCCCCGGAAGCGUCGUCCAGGACCCGACCUACAUCCAGACCAAGCACGGCAACAAGCUUCUCACGUCAGGCUGGUGGGCGUACGCGCGCAAGAUCAACUAUACGGCCGAUUGGAUUCAAAGUCUCACGUGGGGCCUGUCGGGCGGGCUGCAGACGCCCAUCACGAUGUGGUAUCCCGUCUUCUUUUUGGCGGUGCUGCUGCAUAGGUGCGAGAGGGACUUUGCAAAGUGCAGUAGGAAGUAUGGGGAGGACUGGGACGAGUACUGCAGGCAGGUACCGUACAAGUAUAUCCCGUACGUGUACUAG
Molecule: messenger RNA, 1500 nt
Organism: Dioszegia hungarica
Lineage: Eukaryota; Fungi; Basidiomycota; Tremellomycetes; Tremellales; Bulleribasidiaceae
Product: sterol C-24 reductase
Exons: 4
Coding region: 1-1500 (499 amino acids)
Biological process (GO): ergosterol biosynthetic process
Cellular component (GO): endoplasmic reticulum membrane
Molecular function (GO): Delta24(24-1) sterol reductase activity
Source: RefSeq, a predicted model, not a curated record